Physcomitrium patens is the source of this 1704-nucleotide messenger RNA. The record is from RefSeq and is a predicted model, not a curated record. NCBI's taxonomy places the organism in Eukaryota, Viridiplantae, Streptophyta, Bryopsida, Funariales, Funariaceae.
UGUGGUUUUGUGUGGACACGGUGGCUCAGCUCUCGCCUCUCUUGUGAUUGUGCCUCACUCACCUGGAACAUUGACAUGGCCUGGCUCUCACAGACAAUUUUCCAUUGCAUAGAUUCCUUUGCACUGCUUUCCCAAGAACAUUUUGAGCCGCUGUUCGGGAGGUGAUUUCUGUUCCUGUUACGGGAAGGACGGCCACGAAGCUUCUCUACGAAUAUUUGUGGAGUGGUGAGGUUUUUGGAGGUGGCCACAAUGGCGACUUCUAGAGUUGCCGCGGCCUCGUCGUUGCAAUACCAGCUGUUGGCUGGAACUACGCAGGAUUGCAAGCAACGAACCGCGGUUAGUAGAAUACCCAUGGGCCUCGGCUCGUCUGGUUCUCUUCACAGGGGCGUCUCUAGGGGCCUACAUGCGGAGGGGAGCCAGAGGUUUUGGGCCGGUGUCCUGAGGAGGAGCGUCGCUGUGCGAGCGAGUUCGAAUCAGAGCAUUUCUAGGCCGGCGGACAAGCCCCGCUUCAUCCAGCACAAGCAAGAGGCAUUUUGGUUCUAUAGAUUUUUGUCAAUUGUGUAUGAUCAUGUGAUAAACCCCGGACAUUGGACUGAGGAUAUGCGGGAGGACGCCCUGGAGCCUGCCGACUUGAACGACCCGAAUCUGACGGUGGUUGAUGUAGGGGGCGGCACUGGAUUCACCACCCUUGGCAUUGUCAAGACUGUGGACGCCAAGAAUGUGACUAUUCUCGAUCAAUCUCCACAUCAGUUGUCCAAGGCCAAGGAGAAAGCGCCCCUCAAGGACUGCAAGAUCAUCGAAGGAGAUGCCGAGGACUUGCCCUUCAAGACGGACUAUGCUGACCGAUACAUUUCAGCGGGAAGUAAUGCUCUACUAAUUUACACCAUUGUGCCGUUCUCAUUUCAUAUAUGUUACAGCAUUGAGUACUGGCCCGACCCUCAGCGUGGUAUCACCGAAGCCUACAGAGUACUAAAGAAGGGAGGAAAAGCGUGCCUCAUCGGUCCUGUGCAUCCUUCGUUCUGGCUGUCCAAAUUUUUUGCCGACGUAUGGAUGCUCUUCCCAACAGAAGACGAGUACAUGGAGUGGUUCACAAAGGCUGGUUUUACUGACGUAAAGAUUAAGAGAAUUGGACCAAGUUGGUAUCGAGGAGUUCGGCGUCAUGGUCUCAUUAUGGGAUGUUCGGUUACUGGAGUGAAGGCAGAAGCUGGAGAAUCUCCGUUAAAGCUGGGACCGAAGGCAGAGGACGUGAAGGGCCCGUGGAAUCCAUUGUCCUUCGUUUACAGAUUCAUCGUCGGAGUUGUUGCUUCAUUAUACUAUGUCCUUGUACCUAUCUACAUGUGGUUGAAGGACCAAAUUGUUCCGAAGGACCAGCCUAUUUAAAAUGCUAUUUUUUCACCCAAUACCCCGUCUUUCUGCGGGUAUAGCAGCAAGAAGUCCCCCUGAGUGAUGUUUUUUUGUUCAAUUGACGGGGCGGCAGUGUAAAGUUUGUUUCAUACCCUAGGGAAUUACACUCUUUUCAUCUGUUUUGUAGCAGGAGUUUAUCUACCAAGGCUAUGUAGGUAGUGAAAGUCCAACACGAUUCUUUCCGCCAUUCAUUAAAUUGUUCCCUGAAUAUACCAACCAUCAAUGUAGCCAGUGUAUUCAGAAAUAAGUUCAGAGUCUACUGAAACGAAGUUUUGCUUUGCCGUCUGUGCAUUACCUUGA